This is a messenger RNA of Fusarium keratoplasticum, 1851 nucleotides long. RefSeq lists its product as uncharacterized. The record is from RefSeq and is a predicted model, not a curated record. Gene Ontology annotation, biological process: nucleosome assembly. Gene Ontology annotation, cellular component: CAF-1 complex; nucleus. NCBI's taxonomy places the organism in Eukaryota, Fungi, Ascomycota, Sordariomycetes, Hypocreales, Nectriaceae. The transcript has 3 exons. Bases 1 to 1851 code for a protein of 616 amino acids.
AUGGCUCUCUUGGAGAUGUCUCUGAAUAUUCAGGAGACCGAGGCUACGGGCCGCAAGAGAAGCCAUGAUGAGUUCGCAGGGGAGUCCGUCAAGGUGGAGGACUCCGAAGACACCAAGAUGCAGACUUGCAGCCAGGCCGAGGGUGAAUGCAGUCUACCCUCUAUCGCUGUAACAGGCAGCCAAUCCACCUCACAGGCGACACCAGAUCUUACCGAGGCCGGCAGUAGCACUCCCACCCGCAAAUCCCCCUCGCCCCAGACGCCGAUCAAAGACCAAACGUUACUGAAACCAAUUGUAAUUGCAUCCGCAUCGAAGUCACCAGCGAACCCACCGAAACGAAAGAAGUUGACUCCUGCCGAAAAGGAGGCUCGUGAAAAGGAGCUUGCAAAGCAGAAGGAAGAGCGUGAAGAGAAGGCUGCCAUCCGAGCUGUUGAGAAAGCCAAGGCUGAAGCGGAAAAGGCUGCCAAAGCUAAGGAACGCGAGGAGAAGAGACGCGAGAAGGAGGAAGAAAAGAAGGUGAAGGAUGAGGAAAGGAAGAAAAAGGAGGAGGAAAAGAAGCGAAAGGAGGAGGAGGCAGAGAAGAAGGCUCGUCAGCAACGAACACUCGGCUCUUUCUUCAAGGUUUCCAACACCCCUAAGAAGGCUGAUGACAGUGCCAACGCCAAGAACGGCACAUUUCGAGACGGAAGCCCCGUCAAAGGUGUCAGUCAGGUGUCAAAGUCAGAGUACGAGAAGUUGUUCAAGCCAUUCUUCGUCAAGGACAGCACAACAAUGGCCCCCCUUGGACCCCAGAUGGACGACGAAACACGCCAACUCAAGUCAAAGAUCCUGGACGAAUGCAUUGGUGGUCAGCGGGCAGAAGAGCUUCAAAAGGGUGCUUCAUUCGACCCUGUGCGUUUGCUUGCCUUGCCCGGCAAACCCCGAAAGCGAGGCAGGCUCCAUCAUCCUGUUAGUCACAUUAUGGAACACGUCUACAAGGAGACAGAGAAGUCGGACAAUGCUGGAGCGGACAACGCCGAUAAGAUCAUGCGAGAGGCACGAGAGAAGCUGUCCAAGGUGCCGAUGAAGGUGAUUGCCUUUUCACAAGACGUUCGGCCCCCUUACUAUGGAACUGUUACUUUGAAGACGUUCGCUCUUGGCAAGGAUAAUAUGAGCCAACUGGCUCGCAAGCCAACAAGACGAGGACUGCCUCUGGACUACGACUAUGAUUCGGAAGCUGAAUGGCAGGAGGAGGAAGGAGAAGACUUGGACGUUGACGAUGACGAAGAGGAGCUGGAUGAUGAGGAUGACAUGGAGGGCUUCCUCGACGACUCUGAAGAUGCCGGUCUAUCUCGACGACUUUUUUCCAACACAUUGGAGCCGGAAAGCACUGGAAUAUGCUUUGAAAAUGGGGGCGUUGUGGCGAAUCAAGUUGUCUACGAGCACAAGAUGGAGUUUAUGCAUGAUGGACUUCCGCAGUCAUGGGGCAUUGAUCCAUUCUCUACGGAAUACUGGGAACCUGAAAACAAAACCAAGACGACCAAGGUUACCAAGGCUGCUGAGAGCGGUAUCAAAAUGCCUCCUCCACCAACGCCUACCAAUGCAUUCGCAGCAAUUACUGGUGGAAGCAGCGCAAGCGGCGGCGAUGCGCCUAAGCUCGUCAAGUCAGAGCUCAUGGAUGACGUGAAGCGGGCAAUUCUUGACAACAAGGCGUUAUCCAAGGUUGGAAUCAUUGACUUUGUGUUUCACCUUUUCCGAGAGCACGUAUCUCGAAUAGAGGUGAAGAACACGAUUGAACUCGUGGCAGAGAAGACGGGCAAGGGUCGCUCCAAGGAAUGGGCACUGAAGCACGGUCAUGAGAUUGUCUCGUGA